This is a messenger RNA of Nothobranchius furzeri (turquoise killifish), 1613 nucleotides long. RefSeq names its product forkhead box D3 (gene foxd3). Gene Ontology annotation, biological process: anatomical structure morphogenesis; regulation of transcription by RNA polymerase II; cell differentiation. The record is from RefSeq and is a predicted model, not a curated record. NCBI's taxonomy places the organism in Eukaryota, Metazoa, Chordata, Actinopteri, Cyprinodontiformes, Nothobranchiidae. Gene Ontology annotation, molecular function: RNA polymerase II cis-regulatory region sequence-specific DNA binding; DNA-binding transcription factor activity, RNA polymerase II-specific.
AUGACCCUGUCUGGAGGCAGCGACCGAGCCAGCGACAUGUCCGGUCAAACGGUGCUCAUGGAGGACGUGGACAUCGACGUGGUGGGAGAAGGGGACGAAGAGGGCAUGGAGAGGGUGGACAGCGACUGCGACAGCCCGGGCGUGGGCAUCCUGCACGACCUCCGAGCAGAAACGGGUGAUGACGACCUGGAGGAUGAAAUCGAGGUAGAGAAGGAGGAGAUGAGGUCCGGCGGCGGGAGUCCGUGCUGUGAAAGCUCCGGGGAGGGAGAUCCCGGCGCCGGUAAGGGAGAGGGUCACGACCAGAGCGCAGCGUCGGGGGGAGCCAUCCAGAAACCCAAGAACAGCCUGGUAAAACCUCCCUAUUCCUACAUCGCUCUCAUCACCAUGGCGAUCCUACAGAGCCCGCAGAAAAAACUCACCCUCAGCGGCAUCUGCGAGUUCAUCAGCAACCGUUUUCCGUAUUACCGGGAGAAGUUCCCGGCGUGGCAGAACUCCAUCCGCCACAACUUGUCCCUCAACGACUGCUUCGUUAAAAUUCCCCGGGAACCUGGCAACCCCGGAAAGGGCAACUACUGGACCCUUGACCCGGCUUCUGAGGACAUGUUCGAUAACGGCAGCUUUCUCCGGAGGAGGAAACGUUUCAAGAGAGUUCAACCGGACGUGCUUCGGGACCAGACUGCGCUCAUGAUGCAGAGUUUCGGUGCCUACAGCCUCGGAGGCCCCUACGGGAGGCACUACGGCAUCCAUCCAGCUGCGUAUUCCCAUCCAGCGGCUCUGCAGUAUCCCUACAUCCCACCUGUGGGUCCCAUGCUGCCCCCGGGCGUGCCCCUCCUGCCCUCCGCGGAGCUGAACCGAAAAACGUUCAGCUCUCAGCUGAGCCCGAGCCUCCAGCUGCAGCUCAACAGCCUGAGUACGGCGUCCAUGAUCAAAUCGGAGCCUUCAAACAGACCUUCGUUCAGCAUAGAGAACAUCAUCGGAGUCUCCAGCGCCUCCUCCUCCUCACCGGGCGCCGCGCAGGCUUUCCUGCGGCCUCCCGUGACCGUUCAGUCGGCCCUGCUGAGCGCGCAGUCCCUCUCCCUGACGCGCACCUCCGCCGCCAUCGCGCCCAUCCUCAGCGUUCCUUCAAAUAUUAUUUCUGGACACGUUUUACCUUCAGCUGCGGCGGCGGUGUCCAAGUGGCCUUCACAGUGACUCCAGCGCGCCAGAAAAGAAACGCUUAUUUUUCUAUAGAGACGUUAUUACCGGGAGCACAAAUCAAUAGGCAGCACUGGACUGUAAAGCCAUUAAAAACUGUUGAGAAAAAACACAAAGUAAAGGAAGAUUUUUCUGUACAGGUAACAUUUGUAAAUAUUUGUAAAAAGAGAAUGAUUUGACUUUUACCUGUCUCUCUCCCCUUCUGUUUCCUUGUUUGAGAUCUGUAAUAAUUAUUUGUAUUUUAUUCUUUCUGUUUUCUAACCGGAGGCUCAACUUGACGUAGUUUGGCUUCUUUUUCAUACAAGACACGGAAAACUGAAAAUAGACUGUUUAUAUUAAACAAAAACAGAUAUAUGUAAUUCUAUGUAGCUAUAUUGUGUUGUAAACUGAAGUUAUCUGUAAAUAAAUUUAAGAAAUAA